ACGUAUGUGAUCGUGUGGAUCGGUGUGAAUCGUGCGCGCGAUUGUGUGUGAGAUUUGUAUGCGGAUGUAAAUGAGGUUAUACUAGUGAACCGGUGAAUGGAGGUUAGUUAGAUUUCAACUUAAUAGUGCGUUUAAUUUGUAUCGCAAACACGAUGGAGAAUCAAAAUCUUCCACCUAUCAAAAGUAACAAUCCCGCCCCGACGGUGGAACAAAUCAACGCGGACAGGAUCACACAGCUUGCCAAUAAAUAUUGGGCGCCACACACAACAGACACACAUCUACCGUUCAGUCCUAGCGUGGUUGAAGAUAUUUAUCUUCAGGAGAUAUGCGCGUCCAAGUUUUCCAUUCGGAGAAUAAUGAUGUUGGAAUUUAGUCAGUACCUGGAGAACUUUCUCUGGCCGAAUUAUGACGCAGAAAAUGCGACGCGGGCUCACACUCUGUCCAUUGUUGUUAUGGUGAACGAGAAAUUCAGAGAACGAGUACAGGUUUGGGAAGCUUUUGAAAAGAAUCCGACGCACUUUCCCGGAUUCUUUCAAAAGGUUCUCGAAGCGUGUCUGGAAGAGAGCAUAAUGGACUUCGAGCUGAAAGAACAGACAGCGCUGAUAGUGUUUUUGAAUCAUUGUUUCAAUUCCAUGGAGGUGUCUCUGGUCAGGGAGGAAGUCAAAAGGCUGGUGUCUCUCUCCAUGUGGGUCUCGUUGCAGCAAGGCAGAAGAGAACUCGAAUUUAAGAAGUAUCCAAAGUGGAGAAAGUAUUGGAAGGUUAUAAGAAAGAGAGAUAAUCCGGAGCAAAAGGAAAAGCUUGAGUGGGAACGCAGAUUCUUGCAUAAGCUUAUGAUAAAAUUUAUGGCCAUAUUGGAAACAGUUACCCCAGAAGGACCUCUACUUUCGGAUAAGGUACGCUACUGCGAAAGGUUCCUGGAGCUGGUUAUCGAUCUCGAAGCUCUACUUCCUACCAGACGUUUCUUCAAUACUGUCAUGGACGACAAUCAUCUGGUGGUGCGUUGUCAGUUGUCUAAUCUACUGCGUCGCCCAGAAGGGAGUUUGUUCGGACAGCUUCUGGAAAUGCUCAAGUUUUACGCCCGUUUCGAGAUCAGCGAGGAGACCGGCAACCCUCUGACGGAUCACGACAUGACUCAGUUGCAUUACGCGAAAAUCACAUCGCUUCAGAACGCGGUUUUCGCCAAAUUCCCGGACUUGAGGAGCUUCGCGUUGGCGAACGUGGCCAGCGUCGACGUCAGAGACGCUCUGUACAAGCACUUCGGCUCGCUCAGUCAGGAGAAGCUGCGAUCUAUCGCGAGCUAUUUGAAUCUGGUUCCGCCGAAGGAACGGGAACACGAGGAAAAUUGGUACCGCUUGGACAUCGAGUUUCUGCGCGAAUUGUUGAUAUCGCGACACGAGCGUAGGCCGUCGCAGCUCGAGGAGCUGAAUGAGAUGCCUUUGUAUCCGACCGAGGAGAUAAUCUGGAACGAGAGCAUCGUCCCGACCGAGUAUUUUUCCGGCGAAGGUUGUCUCGCUCUGCCGAAACUCAAUCUGCAGUUUCUCACGUUGCACGAUUAUUUGCUGCGCAACUUUAAUCUCUUUCGCUUGGAGUCGACGUACGAAAUACGGCAGGACAUCGAGGAUGCAGUGAGCAGACUCAGUCCUUGGCAAGCGGAGGACGGCGGUGUUUAUUUCGGCGGUUGGGCUAGGAUGGCUCAGCCCAUCACGCAAUUCGCCGUGGUCGAGGUGGCCAAACCCAAUGUCGGCGAGAACAGACCGUCGAGGGUUCGCGCCGACGUCACGAUAAAUCUCAGCGUUCGCAAGGAGAUCAAAUCCGAAUGGGAGAAUCUUCGCAAGCACGACGUGUGCUUUCUCAUCACCGUCAAGCCGCCGAAUCCCAUCGGCACGAAGUACAGUCACAAGCUCCCUUUUGUGCCCCAAGUGGGUCUGACGACGGUGCGGGGGUGCGAGGUCGAGGGCAUGCUCGACUCCAACGGCAGGGUGAUAGAGGACGGUCCUGAGCCGAGGCCGAUUUUACCGGGCGAUUCGCGAACCUAUAGAGUCUGGCUCGACUGCAAUCAAUACCGAAUCGAUAUGGACAACGCCAGCCACGGCGGCGAAGAUGUGUACGAGGGAUUUAAUAUUAUAAUGAGACGUAAACCUAAGGAGAACAACUUCAAGGCGGUAUUAGAAACCAUAAGGGAACUCAUGAAUACUGAAUGCGUCGUGCCUGACUGGCUGCACGAUAUAAUCUUGGGAUACGGCGAUCCCGGAGCGGCGUGUUAUUCCAGAAUGUCGGAUGAAAUUGCGACGAUGGAUUUCAACGACACGUUCCUCGAUAUAGACCAUCUGCGAGCCAGUUUUCCUCAGUACGAGAUCAAGACGGAUCGCGAGGAUGAGGGAAAUCUCGUGCGGCCGUUUCUGUUAACUUUCGAGGACGUACUUGCGAAACACAACGACGAGCCCGUCAAGAAACUCAUCAGAGUUAAACCGCACAUACCGCCCAGUAGAGGUCCAUACAGAGCGAACGAACCGAAAAAAAAUCAAAUUCCCUUCACGCCGACGCAAGUCGAAGCUAUACGCGCCGGGAUGCAGCCUGGUUUAACGCUGGUCGUCGGUCCACCCGGUACCGGCAAAACGGACGUUGCCGUGCAGAUCAUCUCGAAUCUGUAUCACAAUUUUCCCAAUCAGAGAACGCUGAUUGUCACGCACUCCAAUCAAGCGCUCAACCAGCUGUUCGAAAAGAUAAUGGCUCUGGACAUCGACGAACGGCAUCUGCUGCGUCUCGGUCACGGUGAGGAAGCUCUGGAGACCGAGAAAGAUUUCAGUCGUUACGGCAGGGUCAAUUACGUUCUCGCCAAACGUUUGGAUCUGCUUAUGGAAGUUCAGAGGUUGCAGGAAUCUCUGAAUGUGAAAGGCGAUGUCGCGUACACGUGCGAAACGGCGGGAUAUUUUUUCAUGUAUCAAGUAUCCACAAGAUGGGACCGCUUUGAGACCAGAGUGAAGCAGAGGCAACACACGAGCGAGAAGUCCGACUUGUGUUCCAUAGUCGACGAGGAGUUUCCGUUCCACAAAUUCUUCGAUAACGCUCCGCAGCCGCUUUUCAAACGAAAUUCGUACGAAGAAGACCUUAAAAUAGCGUGCAGUUGCUUCAGAUACAUCGAAAGGAUAUUCACCCAGUUGGAAGAGUUUCGCGCAUUCGAAUUGCUCCGAUCGGGUCUCGACAGGUCGAAGUACUUGCUCGUGAAAGAGGCCAAGGUGAUCGCUAUGACCUGUACGCACGCGGCGCUCAAACGACGCGAACUCGUUGAUAUGGGUUUCAAGUACGACAACAUUCUCAUGGAAGAGUCCGCGCAGAUUCUGGAGAUCGAGACUUUCAUACCGUUGUUGCUGCAGAAUCCCCAGGACGGAUACAAUCGCCUGAAACGUUGGAUAAUGAUAGGAGAUCAUCAUCAGUUGCCGCCUGUCAUCAAGAACAUGGCCUUUCAAAAGUAUUCGAACAUGGAACAGUCGUUGUUCGCGAGAUUCGUGCGAUUGGGCGUGCCCACGGUCGAUCUCGACGGCCAGGGUCGCGCCCGACCCAGCAUUUGCAAUCUCUACAACUGGCGCUACAAGAAGCUGGGGAAUUUGGCGCACGUGGAGCGUAGCCCCGAGUAUCUGGUGGCGAACGCUGGCUUCCUGUACGAUUUCCAACUGGUCAACGUCGAAGACUUCAAUGGCGUCGGAGAGAGCGAGCCCAGCGCUUACUUUUACCAGAAUCUCGCCGAGGCGGAAUACUGCGUCGCGGUGUUCAUGUACAUGCGUCUGCUGGGAUAUCCUGCGGAUAAGAUCAGUAUUUUAACCACGUACAACGGUCAGAAGCAUCUGAUACGAGACGUGAUAAACAUCCGAUGCGCGAACAAUCCUCUCAUAGGCCGUCCGAACAAGGUUACGACUGUCGACAAGUAUCAAGGCCAGCAGAACGAUUACAUCUUGCUGUCACUGGUGAAGACGCGCGCGGUCGGUCACCUGAGAGACGCCAGACGUCUGGUGGUGGCGAUGUCGCGCGCCCGUCUCGGUCUCUACGUCUUUGCCCGCGUGUCUCUCUUCAAAAACUGCUUCGAGUUAACGCCGGCGUUCGAUCAGCUGAUGCAGAGAACGUUGAAGCUGCAGUUACUGCCGCAGGAACUCUAUCCCACCGAUCGGCCGAACGACGCCGUUCCUUCGACAAUGCCGAUGGAGAUCGAGGACAUGCCGCACAUGGCCAAGUUCGUUUACGAUUAUUACAUGUCCAAAGUCAGCGGAAUGAAGGGAUCGCACAAGAUGUGGCAGAAACCGGGAACGAUGCAAACAACAGGCAGUCCGACGCACAAGAUCCCGGUUCAUCCGGGAGCCGACGAUGAUACCGACGACGAGGAGGAGGAAAUUAAUCAAGAAUCGGAACAAAAGAAAGUUGACGAAACAGACGAAUCCAAAGAUAACGCCGACGACGAUGCUGACGACAAGGAAGAAGAGAACAAUGAGGAAGAACCGGAACGAAAGAAGCAAAAAGUCGAGACGGAAGAAUCCAAAGAGAAAACCGCGGAGAACAACAAACAGUACGAGCCAAUAAAGAAUUUGGUCGAAGAUCCUCCGAGCGAAGCCGAAGACAACGAAGCUGAAUAAAAUCCGCGAAGACUGAUAUUGUUGAGAGGCGUGUCGAUUCGGAAAAAAACAAAAUCCACCCCUGUUUUGAACAAGUAUCUCUACCCGUUUUGUUCUUUACAAAAUAUACGAAGGGCAGCUGAGCGCUUCGUACGGCCGGUACUUAUUUAAAAGUAACAAAAACACAAGAGUUUGAGGUCGAAACUUUCUAUUCGGUCUCGAACUAUUGAUUGCCCAAAAAACUAUUGAUUGACCAACGUAUUGAGCUUUUAUAAUUUUUAAUUUCUUGACUCCAAUCCUACAAGUCCCAAUUAUUAUCACAGGUUUUGCCGAGCGGAUACAUCCGCUCACUCUAAGAGUAGUAGUUUU
This is a messenger RNA of Pseudomyrmex gracilis, 4970 nucleotides long. Its product is annotated as intron-binding protein aquarius. Gene Ontology annotation, biological process: mRNA splicing, via spliceosome. Lineage: Eukaryota; Metazoa; Arthropoda; Insecta; Hymenoptera; Formicidae. Gene Ontology annotation, cellular component: catalytic step 2 spliceosome. Bases 153 to 4622 code for a protein of 1489 amino acids. The transcript is spliced from 15 exons. The record is from RefSeq and is a predicted model, not a curated record. Gene Ontology annotation, molecular function: mRNA binding; helicase activity.